AUGGCAUUCAAGACCGAUCCGUCCCGACGUGAUCUCGCCACCAAACCAAAUGCAAACCGUUGGAGAAAACAUAAACACCUUCGUCCUGGUCGGACGCAGCGGCCACAGCUCCACUACUUCCUCUCCGGCAUCUACUUAAGAACUGCAAAGGUUUUUCUUCCGACAAAGAAUUGCAAAGGUGAGCUUACUUCUUCUUCUUCUGCAAAGAAGAUGCCGACGUUGUGCAUCACGGUGGACAUGGGGUGCAGCCGCUGCAGUGCCAAGAUCCAGAGGGUCCUGUCCUCCAUCCAGGACCGAGGCAAGUUUGUCAUCGAGAAGAUCGUGUACGAGGAUAACAGGGUGCUCGUGUCGGGGCCCUUCGACGCCGACAAGCUGACAUGCAAGCUCUGGUGCAAGGCCAGCAACGUCAUCAAGAACAUUGAGGUCGUCAAGCCGCCGGUGGUAGCCAAGCCGAAGGACGACCCUCCCAAGCCCAAGAAGAAAGAGGACAAGCCCGAGCCCAAGCCAGCCCCGUGCAACCAGCUGGUGCCGUACGCGUAUCCGCUGCCGUACCCGCUGCCGUACCCAUCGGCGUGCCCGUGUGGCUGCGCUACGUCGUACUGCGAGUGCCACUCCAAGCCACCUCCUCCGGCACCGGCGCCGGCGCCCACGUGCCAGUGCCCGGCGUGGUCAUCUUGCCACUGCCACACCUACCCGCCGUACCAGCAGCCCAUGCCCAUGCCGUGCACGCCGAUGGUCAUCUGCGAGGAGAGCCCGCCCGCCUGCACCGUCAUGUAA
Triticum turgidum subsp. durum (durum wheat) is the source of this 777-nucleotide messenger RNA. The record is from the annotation of a GenBank genome assembly. Lineage: Eukaryota; Viridiplantae; Streptophyta; Magnoliopsida; Poales; Poaceae.